AUGGGUUCCGUCGAGCGUCCUGAGCCUCUCCGUCUUGGAUCUGUCGCGCCCAACUUCAAGGCCGACACCACCAAGGGCCCCAUCGACUUUCAUGAGUUCAUCGGCAACAACUGGGUCGUGCUUUUCUCCCACCCCGAAGACUACACCCCUGUGUGCACCACUGAGCUUGGUGCCUUUGCUAAAUUGGAGCCCGAGUUCGCGAGAAGAGGCGUCAAGUUGAUCGGCUUGUCCGCCAACACUAUUGAGAGCCAUGGUGGCUGGAUCAAAGACAUCAACGAAAUCGCCGGUAGCGACCUCCAAUUCCCCAUCAUUGGAGACAAGCAGAGACAGGUGGCUUUGGCAUAUGACAUGCUCGACCACCAAGAUGCCACAAACGUCGAUUCCAAGGGCAUCGCUUUCACCAUCCGAUCCGUCUUUGUGAUCGACCCCAACAAGAAGAUCCGCACCAUCCUCUCAUACCCAGCAUCCACUGGCCGCAACAGCGCAGAGGUUCUCCGUAUUGUGGAUUCUCUCCAGACCGGUGACAAGUGGCGAGUCACCACCCCCAUCAACUGGGUUCCCGGUGACGACGUCAUUGUCGCACCCCCCGUCAAGACCGAGGAGGCUCAGAAGCUGUGGCCCGAUCUUAAGAUCAUCAAGCCAUACCUCCGAACCACCCCUCUUCCCAAGGAGAAGACCUCUGCUGCUUAG
Messenger RNA from Exophiala mesophila, 690 nucleotides. RefSeq lists its product as uncharacterized. Gene Ontology annotation, biological process: cellular response to oxidative stress; cell redox homeostasis; cellular oxidant detoxification. The record is from RefSeq and is a predicted model, not a curated record. The transcript is spliced from 2 exons. Gene Ontology annotation, cellular component: cytosol; mitochondrion. NCBI's taxonomy places the organism in Eukaryota, Fungi, Ascomycota, Eurotiomycetes, Chaetothyriales, Herpotrichiellaceae. Gene Ontology annotation, molecular function: peroxiredoxin activity. Bases 1 to 690 code for a protein of 229 amino acids.